AAUCGUCUGAUGCCGGCAGACCUAUCGAUGUCAUGAGCCGUUUCCCAGCACCACAGCCUGUUGGCGAUGUGGCACCGUGGGAAGACGCUUCAGGUGACCUCGCCCCUACUUGCCCAGAGUCAGCAUAUUGACGAAAAGGCGAUACGCACCCGCUACACCUGCCGGGAGUUGUCUAUAAAAGGCGUAAGCGGCAUAGGUGUAAGUCCCUUGUCCGUAUUUCGCAGUGAGAAAUCCGCCGUGUUGCGGUUCCUGCUCACGGUCGUUGCAUGUGAGGAGUGCCUGAUAGUUUGCGUCCCAUUCAGCAAGGAAUUUAGAACCGCGCUCCUCGACCCACCCCUCGAAAUCAGCCUCUGUAAUCUGAUUGGGAUGGUGGAAGAUCGGGUUGUCUGGCAUCAAAAUGGUUACCUGUGCAUCCUCUUCGGAGACUUCCUCCGGUCGUCUGCCCAUUGUAUAAGGAUACGGACCGAAGGGAGCCGCAUCAAAUUCCGGGGUCUG
Molecule: messenger RNA, 495 nt
Organism: Geodia barretti
Lineage: Eukaryota; Metazoa; Porifera; Demospongiae; Tetractinellida; Geodiidae
Source: the annotation of a GenBank genome assembly